Messenger RNA from Colletotrichum chrysophilum, 762 nucleotides. RefSeq lists its product as uncharacterized. The record is from RefSeq and is a predicted model, not a curated record. Lineage: Eukaryota; Fungi; Ascomycota; Sordariomycetes; Glomerellales; Glomerellaceae. Bases 1 to 762 code for a protein of 253 amino acids. The transcript is spliced from 2 exons.
AUGGACCCCGACUGCGCCAUUUGCCAUGCUCCUGCCACUCUGGCGUGCGAUUGUGAGGCCAAGGGUCUUGAUGUUGCCAUUAAGCAGGCCGAGCAUCGCAUGAUGAACACGAUAUACAACGAGAUUCGUACUUGGGUUCGUGCCCAUGCCCAAGACUACAUCUUGGAGUAUUUCCGCCUGCUCACUGAGCGCCGAAAGGCUGCUCACACCGCCAACCUCGAACGCAUCACCGCCCAAGCCUACCACUACUACCACGCCCAACCUCACCCCAACGAGAUCGCCGAGGCACAAGCGAGCCUGAAGCGCGGUAUCGACGAGGACUGGCAGUCCAGCGUUCAACGAUAUCCCGAGGUUUUGGAAUACUUUUACAGUCUGGUAGACCUGACGCUCCCUCCCGAUGACGAUCCCACCGUCAAGGACCCUCCGUUGAGCGCCCUCAGCGGCUCUCGGAAGACCAGCCGGCGGAUCCAGGUUGGUGGACGUGACAUUCCGGCCAUUGCAGGUGUCAGCUCGCACGAAAAGGACCCAUUCGCACGAAGAACGCCGCCGCCAUUCGAGCACCCACGAGGAAUGGGCAGGAGAACACCGGCCCCAAGAGACCCUAGGGAAAACAGGAGAUCCAUGCCGCCCGCAGGCCCUCCUCCAGGAGGACCGCCCGGCCCCCCGGCACCUUUCGGCUCCAGAGGAAUGCCGGGAAUGGCAGGAAUGGCGCCGCCGCCCGGUCCCGGCGCUUACUAUGGCUACGGUGGCCAACCAUACUAA